Messenger RNA from Lactuca virosa, 3222 nucleotides. NCBI's taxonomy places the organism in Eukaryota, Viridiplantae, Streptophyta, Magnoliopsida, Asterales, Asteraceae. The record is from the annotation of a GenBank genome assembly.
GCUUUGGGCUAAAUUAUGUGAAAUCGACUUAAGACAUACCAUUACCAGCUUCUCGUUUAUAAACUUGUCCGGCAGCCAAAAACUUGAACUCCGAUAAUGGCGGGGGCUAUAACAGACGAUUAUCAGAACCUAUCUAUGUUCUUCAAAUCGGGGAUUUACCGAUUACAAGGUUCAAACGCCGUAUUCAUGGACCCAGUUCGCGUCCUUAACCUCUCAUACAGUCAUUUUAGGGUUUCUCCAUCUUCUUACUACUCUCGUUUCUUCGAACCGAUUCCCUCCGGCGAAGAGCAUUCUAGGGUUUCCAAAAAUCAAAGAAAACGGAAACGUAAACAGAAAAAACCUCUUGCGCUUAAUGAAAGAGAACAAGCUGCUGAAGAACGCCAUCAGAAGGCGAAACCUUUCUUGAUGAAGGCGCACGAACUUUUGCUCGGAGCUAAUGAUCUUCUGCUAAAUUUGGGGAAAUUGAGAAGUGAUGAUGAUUCUCCAACAUCUGAUUGUGAACAGUCGAUGGUAGCAAGUGAUGAACAUUCGUUUGUUGAGCUUGGGAGUGUAUGGCAAGCUCCAUUGUUUGAAAUUUCUCUGUAUCCUCAUAAGGAUUACAAGCCAACACAAGAUGAAAAAAGAAAUACUCCGGCAUUUGGGAGCUUGAUUGCUAAUAUGGCAAACAGUGACAUGGAAGCUGAUUUUCUAAAUCGCCAAUACAUUAUACCCAAACAGAGUUCCUUCUACAUGUCUGAUCUGAAGCAGAUUCAUGGCCUAAUCCCUGUUAAACGAGAUUGUGGAUACAAUCUUAUUGUUGUCGAUCCACCUUGGGAAAAUAGCAGUGCCUACCAAAAAUUGAAGUACCCAACGUUGCCCAAUCGAUACUUUUUGUCUCUUCCUAUUGAAAAACUUGCUCAUAAAGAUGGAGCCUUGGUAGCUUUGUGGGUAACAAAUAAGGAGAAAUUACGAGUAUUUAUUGAAAAAGAUUUAUUCCCUAAAUGGGGGGUGAAGUAUUUGGCAACUCAUUAUUGGUUAAAGGUGAAAGCAGAUGGUUCUUUAAUUGGUGAAUUGGAUCUUUUUCAUCAUAGGCCAUAUGAAUGUCUUGUCCUUGGUUACUGUUAUCCAGAGGUUGAGGAUUCGGAUUAUUUUUCAAAACUAAAAUCCAUUCCAGAUGGUCAAGUGCUCAUCAGUAUCCCGGGAGAUUACUCCAGGAAACCCCCGGUUGGAGAGAUGCUACGCGAUCUCGUAUCCUGUUUCAUCUUUUUGGGGAAACCGCCGGAAGCUUGGUUUUCAUGAUAUUCAAUUCUGCCGGUAUGCUAUAUACUCCGCCAGAGCCACCAGCGGCGCCACCCCCUUGUAUGAUUCAAACCCUUCAAGCUGCUGUUUAGCUUCCGCCAACAACUCCUCCGAGAACUGCCGUGAUUUCUCAAGUCCCAUUAGUUUCGGGUAAGUCAUCUUGUCUACGAGUAAAUCUUUUCCGGCGGUUUUCCCCAAUUCCUCCGACGACUUGGUGACGUCUAAUAUGUCGUCAACCACCUGAAACAGUAAUCCAAUGCAUCUUGCGAACUUUCUCAGUUUUUCUACUUGGGUGUCGCUUCCUCCACCUAAUAUUGCUCCCAAUACGACGGCUGCUUCCAAUAGCGCCGCCGUCUUGUGGAUAUGGAUGAACUCAAGCUGGUCCAGUCCGACGUCCUUUGCACCUGUUGAAGCUAUGUCCACCACUUGACCCGCGACCAACCCUUCAGUCCCAAUCGACUUCGCCAGUUCUCCGACGGCGGCCAAAACGCGUUCAGGAGACGCGCCGACGGUGGCGCUUGCGAUGUGUUGGAAAGCGAAGGCGAGGAGAGAGUCGCCGGCGAGGACCGCCACGUCUUCGCCGUAAACCUUGUGGUUUGUUGGUUUCCCCCGGCGAAAAUCGUCGUUAUCCAUGCAAGGAAGGUCGUCGUGAAUCAACGACAUGGUGUGUAUCAUUUCAACAGCGCAGGCGGCGGGCAUGGCGGUGGAUUCGUCACCUCCGACGAGCUCGCAAGCGGCGAUGCAGAGAAUGGGCCUCACACGCUUCCCACCGGCGAGGAGAGAGUAACGCAUAGCUUCAUGGAUUGUGGGUGGCGUUUUAAUGGAAAUGGAUUCAUCAAGCGCUCUGUUAACCCGAACAGCUUUCUCCCCCAUGUACGCCUUGAAAUUGAAGCAAUCCGAUGAGAUUUCACCCAAAGUUUCCUGUUCUUCUCUGGUAAUCACAGCAGAAACAGAGAAACUCGAAGAAGAAGAAGAAGAAACUCUGGAUCUUGGAUGAAUUUUGAAAUUGGGUUUACUGCAUUUCAUCGGCGUUUUGCAGAUCAAUCCGACGAAUGACGAUGACGAAGAUCCGUUGAACAUGGAACAUGUUUGAACCCAUGAAUCGAUGAAAUUCAGAGAUCUCAUGUUUAUCCAGAAAUAGAAGAAGGAGAAGGAGAUGAACUGUGUGCUUUUUGAAAUGAGUCAAGUUGUUAGUGAAAAUGGGUCCCUGAACAUUCUAACAACAAAUCAACAUCUGCCAACCUAAUCUCUUUGAGGUCAUGGGGGAUGAAGGGUGCAAUCUGUAAAUUCCACAGAAAAAAAGGAUACCUCAUCACAUUCACACCAAAGAUAAAUGCCAAAAUAAAAUGCAUAUAUUUUAAUUAAUUAUUAAAAAUCGAUUUUUGGGGUAAAUUUUAUUCCAUUUAAAUAUGUACUUUUUUUGAUAAAAAAGGAAUUAUAAGUUUGAUUAAACUUGAUUAAAGUUAAUUUUUGGGUAUAAGAAUGAUUCCAUAUAAGAGGAUUGUGUACGUUUUUUAUUGCUUACUAAAAUUAAAAUAUUUCUUUUUGGUUCUUGUGAUUGAGGUUAAAAGUGGAAAGAAAAUCAUUUAUUUAAAUUGCUUUAGAUUUUUAUUUUUUGUUAACAUUUGAUUUUGUUUUAUUUUAUGAUAAGGAUGAAAAGUAAUCUUUGAAUGUGAGUGGAAAGUAUAGAAGCACUAGUAGUACCAUGUUCACCAUUCGCUUUUAUGGUAAACGAGAGUACACAGCACCACCUAAUUCUUCUAUAUAUAGUGAGAAGUGAGGACAUUGCAUUAAUAAUAUGUGGAUCAUUGUGGAUCGUUAGAUUGUGUUGAAAUCAAUCGUAGCCGUUUACACUUUGAUGUAUCGAUUUACACAUCAUUGUAGAUGAAAAUGUGAACUUUGCAACUUUUAGUUUGACUUUAGAAGCUUGUAUUAAACAACUGC